Molecule: messenger RNA, 2877 nt
Organism: Fraxinus pennsylvanica
Lineage: Eukaryota; Viridiplantae; Streptophyta; Magnoliopsida; Lamiales; Oleaceae
Source: the annotation of a GenBank genome assembly
AUGCCGCAGAGUUCGAGGCACAAAUCACAUAAACAUAGCAAAUACAGUUCGAAGGAGGCUAAGGAUAAGGAUUGUUCGGAUUCUGAAGAAGAUGUAAGGAUGAAGGAGAAAAGUAGCAAAGGUGAUUCGACAAGGGCUUAUCGGGAUUCUGCCAGUGGUGAGAAGCAUAAAAUUUCAUUGCAGGUCCGGAAAGGCAAGGAUGGUAAAGAUCUGAGUUGUGAUGGGAAGGGUGAGGCUUCAGAGGAGUACGUGUCUUCAAAGAGGAGAAAAGAGAAAGCUCACCUCAACAAGGAGAGGGCUGACGUAAGUGGAAGAGUUAGUGGUGAUAGGUGGGAUGGCGCUGGGGAGGAGAGAGGGCGUAGUGAUAGGAAUCUGGAGAAGGAAAUAAAUAAAGGGGGAAGUUCAAAAACUGACUUGAAGUUAAAGGAAAGUAAUAAUAAAGGGGAAAGUUUGAGAUUUGAGUCUAAGAGUAAGAGCAAGAAGCAUGAGAGUGGAACUGGGGGCGAGAGCAAGGAGAAUGUGGAAUCGUUGGUGGUGGAGAAAGAUGAAAGUAAGAGUAAAAGGGAACCUAAGAGGAAAUCUGAGAGGAUUGCUUUGGAAUGGAGUGAAGGGAAGGAAUUGAAGGAUAAGGAACGCAGGAUAGACAAAGACAAAAAGGGUGGUCAGGAGAGUAAGCAUGGUGAUGCUGAGGCGAAGGCUAUGGAUGGGAAUCUUGAGAACAAUCAAAGCUCACAGUUGGGGGAUUUAAGUGGAGAUAGACAGCGCAAACGUGGUAGAGAAAAUACUGGUUGGGCUUUAGCUAUGGCGAAAUGGAUUGCUGUACUUGGGGAGUUUAGUGGACUUUAUAAUGAAACCAAAUAUAGCGAUUAUGCUCAUGAAGAGAAAAUUCAGUACAAGAUAACUUCUACUAGAGAUUAUGCUAGUUCUUCUGGAGGGGCUGAGAAGAUAUCUUCGUCUCGAUCCCUGGAGAAACUUGGUCAAAAUGACAGCCAUCUCGGAGAGUUGUCAGCUGAAAGGCAUCUGAAAUCAGAUAUUCUCACCUCACCCCUGCAACCGAUAUAUAAGUCCCCUUCUUCUAGCACUGAUCGGAGACACUUGAGUAAAUCUAAUGUAAGACGGAGUCUUGACAUUGAAGACUCAGCACUGGGUAAUAGUGGUUCUAGGGAUGUAAAGGAUUACUUUGGUAAGGGUGGCAGGGUAAAUAGUGAGCUGGCCAUGGACGCUUUUCCUGGAGAUGAACUUUCACAACCUGAUGGAGAUACCUUAUCUGCUUCUUCACCUUUUAGUAGAAAUAGCCGUUUAUCUCGCAGUUCCAAGCCAUUGCUACCUCCUCCCUUUAGGACAGGGAUGGAUAGCCGUCGUAGGAGGAUUGGUGAUCCCAACGUCGGAAGGGUUCAAGGAAAUGCAUGGGGAGGUGUUCCAAACUGGCCUUCACCUGUGGCAAAUGGUUUCAUUCCUUUUCCACAUGGUCAACCUCCUGUGGGUUUUCAUUCCAUGAUGCAACCGUUUCCAGUUCCAUCAAUAUUUGGUGUUAGACCUUCAGUGGAUUUAAACCAUUCUCAGGGUCCUUACCAUAUGCCUGAUGCUGACAGAUUCUCUGGCCAUGGGCCCUCCAUGGGAUGGCACAACGCAGUGGAUGAUUCACGUCGUCUGCCAUUACAUGGUUGGAAUGCAAGUAAUGCUGUGUUUAGUGAUGAACCUCACAUAUAUGAGAGGCCGGACUGGGACCCUUCUAGGACCUUUCCAGGUGAUCAGGGCUGGGAGACAAGUGGAAAUUUGUGGAAUGGCCCAAACAGAACGGCAAGCAUGGAGAGGCCAUCUUCUUCCGAGAAACAGAAUAAUUUCGUUCAAGGCGAUGAAGUUUCAGCUGGCCAGAAUGAGCAAACUCAACGUGAUCAGAAGGCUGAUAGUGCUGACAUUAGUCAAUUGAGUGAUAGCUCUGAGAAGAAUGCUGGUGCUGAAGCUCCCCAUGUUAGUCAAGAAGAGACUAUCGACCUUGCUAAAAUGUCAAGAAAGGAUGAUGUACAGUUUUGCCAUGUGUACCUUUCCAAGCUUGACAUUUCUGCAGAUCUUACCGAACCCGAGUUAUUUAAGCAGUGGGCAAGCAUAAUUGAUACAGAUCAAAACAUAAUUUCUGACUUAGAAGAUUCUGAAAUUCUAUACAUGGAGCAAGCUGCGGAACCUCAAGUGGGAUCUCCUGGGAAAACCUCAAGUGUUUCACUUUUUGCUGUAAAAAAUGAUUCUGUCUUCCAGAAAGCAAUGUCCCAUUAUAAGAGGCAGCCGGAAGUCUUCAGAGUAAUAAAUGAAGAGAAGCAAUCACUUUUGAGCUCGAAGAUUGAGUCCAUUCCUAAAUUGAGUUGGGAAGAAUUGAAUGUAGAGAAUGAUAAAGUUGAGGAGCUGUCUCCAGCUGGUGAUAUGCAAGACGCUGAAGAUGAUCUUCCAAACUCUAACGAGGUGGUCGAGCAUCCAAAUUGCUCUCCGAUGAUGGAAAGGAGUUCUAGGAACCUGCACCAGAAGAUCGGUGUACCUGUUAUUAUGAACAUAACGGAGAAAUCGGAAGAGUUGAUUCCUGCCUUGGACCAUGUCAACGGGGAUGUGGACAAGGAUUCAAACCUGGACCCGUGGGAGCAUAUUGCUGAGAAGAACGACUUGUAUAUGGAUAAUGAAGGAUCUGAUGCUCAUUUGCUUGCUGGGAUCAAAGAGGUGCCUACAGAAUCUGCAGGUAAUGUUCAGGAAUUGAAGUCGGUCUCUACUAAUUGUGGUAACUUACUUAAUUCUGAUGUGUCGUGUGAGGCAUGCGAGGGAAAAAUGCCAGAGUCGGAGUACGGGUUAGUAAAUUUAAGUCGGAUACAUAAUUCUCCUGAAAGUACACGUUGA